AUGGUUUUUUUUUCAACAAAAUCUGGUUACACACUUCUUUGUGAGCCUAGGGUCUUGUCUAGUAGUCAAUCUCAAGUUUCUCCAUCAUGGUGGAGGAAGUUUUGGGCUUUACCAAUUCUUCCUAGAUGGAAAAUAUUUGGUUGGAAAUUGCUGCAUGACGCUCUUCCUUUAGCGACUAUUCUUCAUGCUCGAGGUCUCCCUAUUGAUCCAGUUUGUGCUUUUUGUCAUGUGGAAGUGGAAUCUGUGUCUCAUACAUUCAGAGAUUGUCCUGUUAUCUGCAGUCUUUGGCUUCCUGAAGCGUUGGGCAUUCAAUGGGAUCUUAUGCAAUUUCCUUCGUUUGGUGUUUGGUUCUUGCGUACAAUUUCUCAUUUUUCGUCAUUAAAGGAUUGGAAGGAGUGGUUGCUUCGUGCUAUGCAGGCUCAAACUUGGAAGAGGUAUUCGAAAUCUACUUGUUUGGUUUUUUUGGAGGCUAAGCAGGAUGUCCGGUGGCAUUGUCUGCGAGGGUUACCUAAUAUCUCUCCAACGACUUGUUUAAUCAUAGAUGGGGCCUGGGAUUGUUCUACUUAUAGGGCCGGAGCAGGCUGGCUAGUCCGUGAGCUUUAUUCUUCUGAGGUACUAGGAGGUGGAUGUCGGGCUUUUAUGGCAAGUCCAGCGUUGCAGUCUGAGCUUCAAGCUUGUGUUUGGGGUUUGGAGUUUGCUAUCCAUAGAGGCUUCUUGAAAAUCCAGGUUUAUACAGAUUGUGCUGCCCUCCUUGCUCUUUUUCCUUCUUCUGGGUCAAUGGAAAUUUCGGCUUGGUGGCUCAUUCAAGAGAUGCGGGCUUUAGUUCAUUCCCUUUUGGUUUGCCAGGUUCAAAAGGUUCCUUGUUUGUGGGUUACUCCUGCUCACUGGUUAGCUGGUUGGGCCCGACGUCGUCAGUUGUUGUAUUUUUUGUUUUAG
Chenopodium quinoa (quinoa) is the source of this 936-nucleotide messenger RNA. RefSeq lists its product as uncharacterized. The transcript is spliced from 2 exons. NCBI's taxonomy places the organism in Eukaryota, Viridiplantae, Streptophyta, Magnoliopsida, Caryophyllales, Amaranthaceae. The record is from RefSeq and is a predicted model, not a curated record. Gene Ontology annotation, molecular function: nucleic acid binding; RNA-DNA hybrid ribonuclease activity. Bases 1 to 936 code for a protein of 311 amino acids.